UGGUGGGAGAGCACGCGCUUUCACCUGUCCCGGGAGAGGAGCUCACACUUUUGAGUCUACCUACUCCCUCCGCCACACUCCCCCCACUGCUAAAAAUCAGCCGGCAGCAGCUCGCUAGCUACAGCCAUUAACUUCCAAGUUCCGAUCGACUUUGCAUUGCGUCCCAGAACCAACCAUGUACUCGUCCACCGCCGGGGAAGCCUCCGCCUCCUCCUCCUCUUCCUCCUCCGCCGCAAGCAGUAACACACUUUCUAAUUUGACCAUGGCCGAAGCAGAAGGCUCCUCCACCAUUCCGGCCGGUCGUCUGACAUACGACGUCUUCCUCAGUUUCAGAGGAUCCGACACUCGGCACGGCUUCAUCAGUCACCUCUACAACGCUCUCCAGCAGAAAGGGAUCAGCACUUUCAAAGACGAUCUCAAGCUCGAGCGCGGCAAGCUCAUAUCGCCCUCGAUUCUCCGGGUAAUCCAGCGCUCUAGGUUUUCGAUCGUCGUUUUCUCCGAGGACUACGCUUCCUCCCCCUGGUGCUUGGAGGAGCUCCAGACCAUCAUUGAGUCUAUGGAAUCGGAUGAUGACCAUAACAACAAGACUAGUAAUCACGCCGUCUUCCCUAUCUUCUACGGCAUCGAUCCUUCCGAUGUCAGCGAAAUCAAGAAUAGCUACGCAGAUUCGUUCGCCAAACACGAGAAAGAUUUCCCCCGAGAUCCUGAAUUGCUCGCGAGCUGGAAGGCUGCUCUCAACAAGGCCGCUGAGUUGAGUGGUUGGGACUCGCGUAACAGGGACGAGCCAGCGCUUAUUAAUGAGAUUGUGGCUGAUGUUCUGAAUAAGCUGGGCAGAGAACACCAGAACAAGUCUUUAGGAGGCCUUGUUGGAAUGGAGACCCGCAUAAAGGAAGUGGAGUUACUACUGCUUACAGGGUUAGUUGAGGUCCGGAUGGUGGGAAUUUGGGGCAUGCCAGGAAUUGGUAAAACCACUACUGCUGAAGCAGUUUACCAUAAGAUUUCCCACAAGUUUGAUGCCUGCUGCUUCCUCAAGGGUGUUAGAGAGGUUGCAGAGAAACGUGGGCUUGAUCAUCUGCGGAACAAACUACUUUCUGCUUUGAUAGUGGAAGAUGGCCUGAGGAUUUUGGACCAGCAGUUGGAUGUGCUAAUGAAGGGUAGGCUUCGUACUAAAUGUGUCCUUAUUGUUCUUGAUGAUGUUGCUAGUAGAGAUGAGUUGAUGAGCUUAGUAGGGGACCGUGAUUGGUUUGGAUCUGGGAGCAGAAUCAUCAUAACAACUAAAGACAAGCACUUGCUGGAGCAGCAUGAAGUGGAUGCAGAGUAUGAGGCCAAGCCUUUAAGUGAUGUCGAAUCUCUUCAGCUAUUUUGCGAAAAUGCUUUUAAGAAAGGCUCCCCGGUUCAAGAUUUCAAGGCAUUGUCGCAGCGUGUUGUGACAUACUCCCAGGGGCUGCCUUUAGCCCUCAAACUCCUCGGAUUGUCAUUGUACAACAUGGAUCGAGGUGAAUGGGAAAGUAAAUUGAACACAUUGGAAGAUGUUCCUCCUCGCAAUGUUGUCAGGAUCCUAAGACUUAGCUUUGAUGUGCUUGAUAAUUCUGAGAAGAACAUAUUUCUCGACAUUGCUUGUUUUUUUAGAGGGGAAGAUAAGGAUUACAUUGUGAGCUUACUAGAAGCCUGCGGCUUCUCUGCAGUUCAUGGAUUGAGAGUCCUCCUUCACAGAUCUCUCAUCAUUAUCCAAGAUAACAAGGUCCUGAUGCAUGAUUUGUUACAGCAGAUGGGAUGGGAAAUCGCCCGACAAGAGCGCUGCAGGUUGUGGAAUCAUCAGGAUGUUUGCAACUUGUUGGCGCAAAAACCUGUGCCAAAAGAUGUUCAAGGUGUUGUCCUUGAUACUUCCAAGGUGAAUGAGGAGAUUGGAGUAGAAGCUCUCCAUGAGAUGGAGAGACUUAGAGUGCUUAAGAUCUGUAAUCUUCACCAAUCUGGAAGUUCCGAGUAUGUCUUCAGGAAAGAAUCAUACCCUCACAUUGGUAACUCCAGUAAUGAAAGAUCCAAGCUGCAUAUUUUGGGUAAAUUGAGAACUCUCUCGCAUGAAUUGAAAAGCUUUGAGUGGCAUGGUCAUUCAUUAAACAGUAUACGGAGGAGGUAUACCGGGGCUACAGACCCUAAGCUGCAUUAUUCAGGGAAGUUGAAAACUCUGUCCAAUGAAUUGAGGAGCCUUCAUUGGCUUGGAUAUCCAUUUCAGUCUUUGCCUGCAAAUUUCUACCCCAGGAACCUCGUUGAACUCAACUUGUCAUGCAGUGGCUUGAAGAACUUCUGGACAACGAAAAAGGCUUUCGAUAAGUUGAAGUUCAUGAAACUCAGCCACUCUCAAGAGCUCACUCAUACACCGGAUUUCUCUUUGAUGCAAAACCUGGAGAUACUAAUUCUUGAAGGGUGCAUCAAGCUGAUUGAAGUUCAUCCUUCUAUUGGUGGUUUGGAAAAGCUAAUUUAUUUGAAUAUGAAAGGGUGCAAAAGUCUACGGUAUCUGCCACCCAGUAUUGGAAUGAGAUCUCUUGAGGUUCUUGAACUGUCAGGAUGUUCAAAAUUAAAGAAGCUCCCCGAGGUGAGGGCCAAUAUGGGGAACUUGUCAGAGCUGCUUCUAGAUGGCACAGAUAUAGCAGAGAUACCAGGUUCCAUCCAAAACCUCACUGGGCUUCUUGUGUUGAGCGUUGCAGGUUGUAAGCGCUUAGAAUCCAUUCCUGGGGCCGUUGGUCGCUGUCGUGCGUUGAAAAUUCUUCACCUUUCCGGCUGCUCGAAUCUCCAACUUCUACAGUUUGAGUUGAACAAGCUGGAAAAUUUGGAGGAAGUUCAUGCCGAUGGAACAGCUCUCAGGUUGAGGUAUUUGGCAGUAGGUGGCCAGCUGAAGAAGCUGAAAGUAUUAACGCUUCGCGGCUCGAACAAGGCGCCAUCUUCCAUCCAGAAGGCUUGGCGGGAUCAUCUUUCUGAAACCGUUGGAAGUCAUUACUUAAUGAGAUUUAUCUCGUUCAGCUCCGACUGUUUCGGAUUUACAGAGUUUUCGUCCUUGACGAGUCUGGAUUUGAGCAACUGCAACUUGCCGGAUCCCUUAUAUGAUAUCAGUUGUCUGGUCUGCCUGAGGACGCUGGAUCUUAGUGGAAAUCUCUUCUCCAACUUAUACGUAGACGGCCUCCCUAAGAAUCUGGAAGUUCUUCUCUUGGCAAAUUGCAAGAAGCUUUGUUUCAUACCAAGUCUUCCGUCCACAACAUACCGUGUGGAAGCACCGAACUGUACAUCGUUGCGCUUCAUUGUUCCCCCGAAAGGUAUUGAAUCCGCGAGGAUGCGUGGCUUUAACCUCUUGAAUUGCUCGGAACUGGGAUUCGUAGAUGAAGGUUAUAGUCCACACCCCAAGGGUGAAAUAGCAGUUGAGUUGCUGAAAGUUCAUGUUGAGAAGACUCCUUCGCACUCCGUUGCCGAGUUGUCUAUCAUCAUUCCAGGUAGCGAGAUCACACCGGAGUGGCUUCCUUAUCAGCAUAUGAAUUCUAGUAUAGCAGCUGUGAUGCUGCCGCCGGAUUGGUACAACGACACACUAAAAGGGUUAGCGCUGUGGGCCACUUUUGAAGUGAGAGGAGAAGAGUCCAUUGCUCCGGCUGACCUGAGGCUUGAGUUCCACUGUCGAAGCAAUGGGCGGACUGUGAUAUCUGAAGUUGGGUUUGAACUGAGUAGCGGUACGAAGGUUGAGUCGGACCACAUGUGGUUGCGCUUCAUUCCAGCGCUUCUGUUCAAGACGGUCCGGAGGCGGGAAUCGUGGAGUCCCGUUGAGGCAGUUGUCGUGACGUGUAGUCCAUGCUUGGUUGUGAAGAGCUGCGGGCUAUAUCCAAUAUGCCGAGACAAUGAAGGACAUUUGGUGGAGAUUAAUCCCAGCAAUAGCUGAAGUCUCCUCAAUUCCUGCCUAUUGUUCGGUAGCGGACUCAGAAUCUUCGCCUUUGGCCAAUAUCUUUGAUCCCUCUCAGUUUCCGCCUUGCCGGACCUCUAGUCCAGUCGUCGCCGAUGAGGCUUGGGCGCCACAGGUCAUUCUUUUCUCCUCAACAAGCUCGUACUAGAGCUCGGGCUCCAACGAUGUAACACACAGCCUUCCUUUUUAAUUUUGAUAGGAGAUGCAAGACAUAGCCUUGAUUCCCCUAUAGUUUGGUGGGGUGGGAUUCGGUCGGUAAACGGUAAAUUGUUUACCGAAUUUACCGGUUUCCGUAUACCGAAGUUGGUCAAAUUGUUACCGAUUAUCGAUACCGGUUUGUAACCGGUUUAUCGAUUACCGGUAAAUGGUUACAAACCGGUAUUACCGAAAUACCGUGAGAAGCGAUUUCGGGCGGUUUUUUUGUCGGUUUACCGAAUAUUUAUCGAACCGAAUUUCUGGAAGUGGGGUGAUGCUGUGAUGUUGUAAUAUUUUGAUUUUUUUGAGUUUUUUCAUCAUUUUUUAAUUAAUAAUUUAUUAUUAACUCUUAUUUACAAUA
Linum tenue is the source of this 4496-nucleotide messenger RNA. NCBI's taxonomy places the organism in Eukaryota, Viridiplantae, Streptophyta, Magnoliopsida, Malpighiales, Linaceae. The record is from the annotation of a GenBank genome assembly.